AUGUCUACUUCAUUAACAGCAGUUCGUUGGUAUAUAAGAACAAAAAAUUUUCAAGUCUGCAAUAAUCUAUCAAAUCAAACUAAAGAGAUCUCUUUAUCCAAUACACAACGACAGUGUCGAGGCAAUAUACCAAUCGCAUUGAUUGCAACUCUUUUAAUAUUUACAAUAAAAUUACCAUAUUAUAUUAAACGAUAUUCUCGCUAA
Molecule: messenger RNA, 204 nt
Organism: Rotaria sordida
Lineage: Eukaryota; Metazoa; Rotifera; Eurotatoria; Philodinida; Philodinidae
Source: the annotation of a GenBank genome assembly